Molecule: messenger RNA, 1037 nt
Organism: Labrus bergylta (ballan wrasse)
Lineage: Eukaryota; Metazoa; Chordata; Actinopteri; Labriformes; Labridae
Source: RefSeq, a predicted model, not a curated record
AGGGCCGGAGGAGGGGCACCAGGAGGAGACGUGCUGCUGCCAGGCCAAAGAGGAAGCUCGAGAACAGGCUCCGUGGUGUGAUGAGGACAGCCAGGCGUGCCAGCAAUGUGGAGGUGCCUUCCUUCCUCCGUCAGCUGGUCAAAGAGACAGAGAAGGUGGUCACCUUCUUCUUCAAAGGGGGACCUAGGGAAAGGGAGAAUGGAGAGGAGGACAAUUUUGAUGAGGACAACUCCAUGCCCAGCCCGUACCUGGACCGCCCCAUCCUGGAGAAACAUGUGUCCGAGGGGGGGUCUCAGACGGGCUUAAACUACGCGCUGGCAAGUAUGCAAGGCUGGAGGGCUCAGAUGGAGGAUGCCCACGCCUGCAUGCCCCAGCUGAACGGAGAGCUGAAGGAGUGGGCAUACUUUGCUGUUUUUGAUGGACAUGCAGGCACCACAGUGGCACAGUACUGCUCCAAAAACCUGCUGGAUCACAUCCUGGCAACUGGUGUGAUCAAAACUAGUGAGGAUCCCGGGCAGGUGAAGGAGGGGAUCCGUGAAGGCUUCCUCGACAUUGAUCUCCACAUGCACAAAUUGGCUCGCCAGGACAACUGGGACCGCAGUGGCACCACCGCCGCAUCUGUCAUGAUCUCACCGCGCCACAUUUACUUUAUCAACUGUGGGGACUCACGCACGCUGCUCUGCCGGAACGGCCAGGUCGUCUUCUACACCGAGGACCACAAACCGUUCAACCCCAGAGAAAAGGAGCGCAUCCAGAAUGCUGGAGGCUCCGUGACCCUGCAGAGAGUCAACGGCUCACUGGCUGUUUCCAGGGCGCUGGGGGACUUUGACUUCAAGGAGGUGGACUGGAGACCUCCAACAGAGCAGCUGGUGUCGCCAGAGCCAGAGGUGUAUGAGCUGGAGAGGACGCCUGAAGAUGAGUUCCUUAUUCUAGCAUGCGAUGGCGUGUGGGACGCCAUUGGUAACGAGGAACUGUGUGCCUUUGUGCGCAGCCGUCUGCAGGUGUGCGAUGACCUGAGAGAGAUCUGUACUCAGGUC